AUGUCCGUUCGACAUGAGAUCGAGAAACGCACAGCCGAACGUGAAAUGCAACGUCGAAAUAGCACACGUCCACCAGAUCGAAAGAGCAGUAUUCUCGUCGGACAACGAUCAAUUGAAAUUAUUGAAGAAUCUGGCGAUCAAGAACCAACAUUUGUUGUACUUAUAAUAAAAGUGUACAAAAAGUGGGGCUAUAUAAUAUCGAAUUAUCCAUGGACUGCUAUUUUUAUUUGCAUUGCGAUCUCACUUCUAGCAACCGUCAAAAUUUUUUUAACUCCUCAGAAGAAUGAUAUAGUUGGUUACACGCCGUUUGAGGCUCGCUCAAGGCUUGAAUAUAAACAGUAUACGUCGUUUUUCUCGCACGAUGGUCUUGCUAUAGCAACAUAUAUAUUUUUACUCGCUAAGGAUGGUGGAUCAAUGAUUCGAUCAGAAUAUCUCAGAGAAACUAUUGAGAAUGGUUUCCUAAUACAGGAAGCAUCACUUGAAAGAGGAGAAGAAUUAAUUGAUCGCCUUCAGCUCAAAUAUCCUAUCAGUAGUAUGUUUGGUCGAAGUUUCAGCUUACAGCAAAACUUCUUCGGUGUCGAACUUUACAACGAGACGCUACCAAAUGAUGCAGAGAACUCGAAAAAGACCGUGAAAUUUUUUGAAAAUGAUACAUCAGUCAUCGAAAAUUCAUCAAAUAAGACCUUCUCUGAUGUUCACAUAACAAAUAUGAAAACAGUUAAAAUGAUUAGCCUACAAUUUCGUGCUCAACACUUAGCCGUUUGGACAGACGACGAUGUGAAAAAUUGGGAAAUGAGAAUGGUUGAUUUCUUCCAAAAUAAGUACAAAUCGGAUCGUCUUGAAGUAUAUGUGAUGUCAAAAACCUACAUAGAAGAAGAAAUGGUUGAAGCUGGAGUUUCAUUAUUACCUUAUCUCAUCGUUGGAUUCAUUAUUAUGUGUUGUUGUUCAAUAUUUACUGUUACUGUUCGGGCUGCGUAUAUGCAUCAAAGUAAUAUUUAUAAGAUAAUAUUGGCAGUAAUGGCUUGCAUAACACCAUUGAUGGGCUGUUCAACAGCACUUGCGAUUAUGUUUUUGGUUGGUGUCCGUUUCUCAUCGAUUCUCUGUGUGAUACCAUUUCUUGUGUUGUCAAUAGGUGUUGACAGUUCAUAUUUAAUGAUUCAUGAAUGGCAGAGAGUAACAAAAGAAAUUCGUGAUAACAAAUUACGGAAAGACGAUUGUGUUGGUCAUCGGAUGUCUGAAGUACUCAUGGAAGUAGGUCCGGCUAUUUUGAUAUCAGCGAUAACAAACAUAUUGGCUGACGCAGUUGGUUGUUGGACGUCGUCGCCUGAAAUUCGCUUACUUUGUAUUGGAAACUUAUUUUCCAUGUUUAUGGCAUUCAUAUAUCAAAUGACAUUUUAUUCUGGUCUAAUGGCGAUUGUUGGUAACCUCGAAAUCAAGGCUGAAAAUAUGGAACGAAACAAGAUGGCUGUAACAAUAAAUGACAUCAAAGUGAACAUCCAUCGUCAUGACCAAGUUACUGGUAUCACUCGGUUAAAUGUCAAUCUUACUGUACAAAAACUGUUCACUCAUGACUCACCACUUGUCAAGUUGGAUGAUUAUCGUGUUCAAUAUCAAGUGCCCUCCUUCGCAAUGGCAACUGUUUUUGUGAACACGCCUGGAGAUUUGUCAAAACCAGCACAUUUAGCACUGAUGGAUAGAAUGGUGGAUGAUUUUGAACAUUUGCGAGGAAGCUGGGGGCCAGUUGGAACAAUGUAUUUCGUCAGAGAUUUCACGAAAUUCGAAAACUCUUUAGAGGCUGAACCUGAGGAUUACGAUUACAACGAAGAGCAGCAGGAUUCAACGAGUACAAAAGAUACGCUAAAAUUCAAUAAUGCAGAUCUUCAAGAAUUUCUCGCUUGGCCAGAUAAGAAAAACUUGAGUCGAUUUUUCUUCACGACGGGAUACAAAGGUGAACACUUAAAGGAUUGGUUGGAACGCGGGAAGUUGUUGCAAAAUUGGCGACGUGUUGUUGAUAAACCUGAAUAUCAGUCAUUUGGAGCAUCUGUAUUCCAUGAAGAUGGCGUUUUCCUGGAUUUGAUUGAUAAUAUGCCAACCGAUACCUGGCAGUCAGUACUAGGAACGCUAAUCUGCAUGGCAGCUGUAUGCUUCGUCUUUCUCAGAAGUGUUCUUACAGUUGCAAUAGCGACCAGUUGCGUUCUAUCGAUAUGCGUUGGUGAAAGUGGACGGGAUGCAAGUCCACAGCAACGACUGGGUAACUGCUUGUCAUCGGUCGCAUUCCCAGCCCUUCAAGCAGCACUUUCAACAAUAUUAUGUGUUAGUAGUUUACUGCUAGCAAACAUUUACAUGGCGAGAGUAUUCGUUAAAACAAUGGCUCUAUGCGUUUUUUUGUGCAAUGCACACGGCCUCAUUUUUCUACCAGCAAUCUUAUCAAUGAUUGAUCGCUUCAAAACCAAAUUAGAAACAAGGAAAGGAUACAAAAAUAAGUCAGCUGAGAAGCAUAAAAGGAAAGUACGUCCCAAUGCUGCAGCACGUUUCCGCAACAAUAAUGUAGAGGCUAACGAAAUGGACAAAACAAAGAUGGAUCGUCCUCCAUUGCCAGACCUUUAG
Anisakis simplex (herring worm) is the source of this 2607-nucleotide messenger RNA. NCBI's taxonomy places the organism in Eukaryota, Metazoa, Nematoda, Chromadorea, Rhabditida, Anisakidae. The record is from the annotation of a GenBank genome assembly.